Paramecium primaurelia is the source of this 386-nucleotide messenger RNA. The record is from the annotation of a GenBank genome assembly. NCBI's taxonomy places the organism in Eukaryota, Ciliophora, Oligohymenophorea, Peniculida, Parameciidae.
AUGCAUCUCCUAAUGUAAAGUAGGCAUCUCCAGCUUUAAAGUAAGAAUUCACUUCCUUCCACUCAAAAUUCAGUAUUUAUUUAUUGUAUUCUUAGGCUGCUUUUCAAAAACCAAAACAUUAUAAUACUGCUCCAAUGAAUAAAUAACCUAUUUAAAAGAAACUCUCUCCAACUAGACCAUAAUAAGAGAUAAGACCUAAUCCUAAUAGGGCAUCUCCGAUUACUUAAUAAAAACCUUCUCCUGGAAAAAAUAAUAUCUUUAAACAGCCAUCUCCUCCAAGAUAAAAUUAUUAAUAAAAUUAGGCUCCUUCAUAACAAUAGGCUAUAUAAAGGACAAAUUAAUCUGCUAAUAAUUAUAAAUAGCCUAUGGGAGUAGGUGCAUAAUGA